Molecule: messenger RNA, 2597 nt
Organism: Syzygium oleosum
Lineage: Eukaryota; Viridiplantae; Streptophyta; Magnoliopsida; Myrtales; Myrtaceae
Product: protein INVOLVED IN DE NOVO 2
Exons: 8
Coding region: 436-2370 (644 amino acids)
Biological process (GO): gene silencing by siRNA-directed DNA methylation
Source: RefSeq, a predicted model, not a curated record
CCGCUUUUUCCAACCUCUUCUUUCAAGAUUUCUCGUUCGUUCGUUCGUCCGUGUCGGCCCCUUCCUCGUUUGAAUCGCGCUUUCUUGAAAGCCUCUCUCUCUCUCUCUCUGCCGCGACGAAACUCGUGCGCAGAAGGCCGAGCCCGAGGCCCCCACGCUCCCCCACGCGCCCGCUGUCUUGUCUUGUCUCUCUCUCCGACACUUUCGAUGCCACACUGCGGGACUGUGGAGCGAGGGGUGUACCCGUUCGCCUUUGUCGUGUAAUGGAAUCAUUGAUACCCUUUUGACAGUCCCGGACGUUGGGCCAGUCGUUGGCGAAACCCACCCCACCAAAAACCCUCAAUUCGAAGGGUUGCCCAAGAAUCUCCGGAGGCUCCGACCUCUUCGAGUAUUAUUCUUCAUCUGUCCAGGUUCUGGUUUUUGGGUACAAAAACAAUGGGAAGCUUAUCGGAUCACCAGUCCGAUGGCGAUACAGACAUUAGUGAUUCUGACAUGGCUGAUUAUGAAGAUAAAUCAUAUGAAGAGCUGAAGAGUGGCAAUCACCAGGUCAAAGUUUCAGAUGAGGCAUUUGCAUGCCCCUACUGUCCCAAAAAGAGAAAGCGAGAUUUCCAAUAUAAUGAACUGCUGCAGCAUGCUUCCGGGGUGGGCAAGAGUUCCUCGGAUAAGAGAAGUGCAAAAGAGAAGGCCAAUCACCUAGCUUUGGCAAAGUAUCUGGAAAAAGAUCUAUCGGACGUGGCCGGUCCUUCGAAACUUGUUGAUGAGGGUAAAGCUCCAAUUGGCUGUAGCCAUGAUGAUAAAUUUGUCUGGCCAUGGAAAGGAGUUGUCAUGAACAUUCCUACUAGACGGGUGGAAGAUGGGCGGUAUGUUGGCGAGAGUGGGUCCAAGUUGAGGGAUGAGCUGACCAGAAGAGGCUUCAAUCCUAUGAGGGUUCACCCGCUUUGGAAUUAUCGGGGUCACUCUGGAAGUGCAGUGGUGGAAUUCAACAAAGGUUGGCCUGGCUUGCACAAUGCCAUGUCAUUCGAGAAGGCUUACGAAGCAGACCGUCAUGGCCGCAAGGAUUGGUAUGCGGAGGGUACCCAAAAAAUUGGGCUUUAUGCAUGGGUUGCCCGUGCUGACGAUUAUAAUUCAAAUAGUAUUGUUGGGGAGCAUUUGCGCAAGAUUGGUGACCUGAAAACCAUUCCAGAGAUUAUGGAGGAAGAGGCUCGAAAGCAGGAUAGGCUUGUCUCUGAUUUGACAAACAUAAUAGAGGUGAAGAAUAAGUACAUGCAGGAGAUUGAAGAGAGGUGUAAUGAGACAUCAAAGUCUCUUAAAGUCAUAAUGACAGAGAAUGAUAAGCUUCAUCAAUCCUAUGACGAAGAAUUGAGAAAGAUACAGACGAGUGCACAUGAUCACUACCGGAGAAUUUUUAGUGAUCAUGAGAAGCUUAAGUUCCAACUAGAAUCCCUCAAAAAGGACCUAGAAGUGCGAGGACAGGACUUGGAGAAGCGUGAAGCGCACAAUGAGAUUGAGAGAAAGAAGCUAUUGGAAGAGAUUGCAGAGAAUGCCCAGAAAAACAGUUCACUUGAAUUGGCUGCUUUGGAGCAACAGAAAGUCGAUGAAAAAGUCCUAAAACUGGCUGAAGAUCAGAAGAGGCAAAAAGAGGAACUUCAUAAUCGAAUAAUUCAACUAGAAAAGCAGCUUGAUGCAAAACAAGCCCUGGAAUUGGAAAUUGAACAAUUGAGAGGGUCAGUAAAUGUCAUGAAGCACAUGGAAGACGAGGAUGAUGCUGAAAUAUUGAAAAAAGUAGAUGUUUUGCUGUCGGAUCUGAGGGAAAAGGAAGGGAAUCUUGAGGAUCUAGAAGCACUGAAUCAAACUCUCAUAGUAAAGGAACGUAACAGCAAUGAUGAGGUUCAAGAUGCUCGCAAAGAAUUGAUCAACGUGCUAAAAGACAUGUUUAGUGGUUCCAAGGCACACAUUGGCGUGAAGAGAAUGGGAGAACUUGACAAUGAACCAUUCCUCGAAGCGAUGAAGUUGAAGUAUAAUGAAGAAGAAGCAGAGGAAAAAUCGUCAGAGCUCUGCUCGCUGUGGGAGGAAUAUUUGAGAGAUCCAGACUGGCAUCCCUUCAGAGUUAUCGAGGUUGAGGGGAAGCAUCAGGAAAUAAUUGAUGAUCAAGAUGAGAAGUUGAAUACUCUAAAGAGAGAAAUGGGUGAUAAAGUGUACCGGGCAGUCACGGCAGCACUCAUGGAGGUGAAUGAGUACAAUCCUAGCGGAAGAUACAUAAUUUCGGAGCUAUGGAACUAUAAAGAGCGGAGAAAAGCUUCGCUCAAAGAAGGAAUUGAUUUCCUUCUGACGCAGUGGAACGCACCUAAACCCAAGAGGGGAAUGUCUUGAAGGACUGCAAAAUAAGAGGGUGGCGAGACGAGGCAAUUCCUGUGAAGCUGCAAUGUCUCGCCAGAGGAUUGAUUUUUCCAUAACGGGUGACUGGCAAUGCAUGUUCCGAAUAAGCUUUAUCAAGCACUGAAGCUAAGUGAAUGAUUUGUACCGGGGAGGCUUAACUAACUGUGUAUGUACGAGGAUUCAGUCUUGUACUUAAUUGCCUAACUGAUCUCUUUUCCUAA